AUGAUGAAGAAAAAGCCUACUAUGACUAAAAAGAUGCUUAAACUAGCCUCAGAUUCAGAAGAAGAAAACAUGGAGAAUUCCAUGUCAAUAGAAAUGUAAUCCUAACUCAGUGGCGCAGAUGGGCUGAAAUUUAUUAAAGAAGGCUUAGAUAUUGGCCGUAAAGGCUUUGCAAGAGAUGAAAGAGGAACCGUCAUUUCAAUUCAACCUCAAGACCUAGAAAUGGGGAAAUUCAGAGGAAGAGGCUCUGCAGCCAUUGUCCAAGAAGCUUUGCAUAAGCCAACUGGCACGCUGCUAGCUUUGAAAUCAAUCAAUGUUUAUGACAAAGAAAAAAGACGGCAGCUCAUGAAUGAUAUCAGGGCUUUAGAAAGGUCUGACUGUCCUUUCCUCGUAAAAUUUUAUGGUGCUUAUUUUGAUGAAGGACAAGUAAAAGUUGCCUUAGAGCUCAUGGACGCUGGAAGCCUCGGCGAUUUAGUUAAAAAACUCCCAAACCCGACAGUCCCCGAGCCAAUUUUAGCGAAAAUGACGCAGCAAAUGCUAAAUGGGCUUAUGUAUCUCCAUAAAGUAAAGCACCAAGUGCAUAGAGAUAUAAAGCCUGAAAAUGUCCUUGCUAGUACUUCUGGAGCAGUUAAAUUAAGUGAUUUUGGAAUAAGCAAGGAAUUAGGAGUGACUAUUGGGCUUUGCAAUACUUUUGUGGGAACUAUGAUUUAUAUGAGCCCUGAAAGGAUUAAUGGGAAAACUUAUAGCUACUCCAGCGACAUUUGGAGUCUUGGACUUAUGCUUGUAGAGCUAGCUGUUGGGAAAUAUCCUUAUCCCAAAGCAAUUAAUAUGGUGGCGACGACUAAAUAUAUCAUUGAUAACGAUGGCCACCUUGGUAGCAAAAGCUAUUUUAUAGCCUAAACUAAAAUUUAGGCACUUCAAAUCUGACCCUUGACGUGAUUAACGCCGCUUUGUGGGGUGGGUAAACCUUGGGAGUAAGCUGUUGAUGACUGCUUGACCAGGAAUUAGUUCUCUACAUGUUUUUGGGCUUCGACUUUUUCCUUUCGGAACCGGAUGGCGUGGUUCUUUUUACUUGGGUAUCUCCUCUCCUAAAGCUGGCUUGCAGAAGGUAUCGGGCUAACCUUUACCUCCAUAACACCUGAUGGCAUAAUGACAAGAGUCUUCCUAACCUGCCGAGAUUCUUGGGUAAACAGUGUAACCUGUUCCUAGAAGAGGCCACUGAUCUAGAUAGUUAAUGAUAUUAUGGUGGACCGGCAAGCAGGAACGUUGGUCGAAAGCGUGCAGACCUAGAAGACUUUAAAACUCUUGUUUAAUUUAAUUUAUUCCAAAGCAAAUACCUAUAUAGAAAUGAUUGAACAUAUUAUGACUUCUCCAGAGCCAACACUUCCUGAUACGUUUUCAGCUGAAUUUAAAGACUUUUUAAGCCAUUGUGUUAAAAAGGUGCCUGAACAAAGGUGAAGCACUGUGCAGCUCUGUGCUCAUCCUUGGGUACUAAGGUAUUCACAGAGUGAAGUGGAUUUGCCAGGAUGGAUUCAAACUUGUUUAGAUGCCAUUAAGAAUUUGGAAGAAUAG
Messenger RNA from Blepharisma stoltei, 1569 nucleotides. Lineage: Eukaryota; Ciliophora; Heterotrichea; Heterotrichida; Blepharismidae. The record is from the annotation of a GenBank genome assembly.